This is a messenger RNA of Exophiala spinifera, 1605 nucleotides long. RefSeq lists its product as uncharacterized. Gene Ontology annotation, molecular function: oxidoreductase activity, acting on paired donors, with incorporation or reduction of molecular oxygen, reduced flavin or flavoprotein as one donor, and incorporation of one atom of oxygen; iron ion binding; heme binding. Lineage: Eukaryota; Fungi; Ascomycota; Eurotiomycetes; Chaetothyriales; Herpotrichiellaceae. The transcript has 2 exons. The record is from RefSeq and is a predicted model, not a curated record. The coding region runs from base 1 to 1605 and encodes 534 amino acids.
AUGGCACAUUAUUCGGUCGCAGCUCUCGGGCUGCUAUUGACAUCCAUAGUCCUCUAUAUCGUCUCUGCUGUCGCCACGAGGUUUCGACACGCUCGCAGAGCCAAAGAAUGGGGUUGUCAACCUGGUGUGCAGAGAAAGUCCAGACUGCCUCUCGGGAUCGAUCUCGUCUGGCAAGUCGUCCAAGCAGACCGGGAACAACGGGUCCCUGACUUCUUCUUCGAAACAUACAAGAACAUGGGAGUUCCCACGUGGCGUCAGAACAUCCUAGGCAGCGAAGGCUACAUGACAUCGGAUCCGAAGAACAUCCAAGCCGUCCUUGCGACUCAAUUCAACGACUUCGAGAUUGGUGAGCAACGGCGAGGAAACUUCUUCCCCGUAUUCGGCAAUGGAAUCUUCACUGCAGAUGGUAAAGCAUGGGAGCACUCCCGAACCAUGCUUCGUCCUCAGUUUGUGAGACAGCAGGUAGCAGACCUAAAUCUCGAAGAAAUCCAUGUCCAAGACAUGUUUCAACACCUCACAGCGAAGAACGGCUGGACUGACGUCGUCGACCUUGUUCCACUUUUUUUCCGUCUGACUCUUGACUCUGCCACCGAGUUCCUGUUCGGCCAAAGUGUCAACUCUCAACUUGCUGCUUUGCCGGGGUACACGAACGGAAAGGCUAGACAAGCCGGAAAUUUGGACUGGACCUUGUUUGGACCUGCCUUUGACGGGGCUACAAUGGCAGUCGGGACACGAGGACGUUUGGCAGAUAUGUACUGGCUCUACUCACCCAAACACUUCCACGACAACAUCAAGAUCGUCCACCAGUUCGCAGACUACUAUGUGAACUUGGCUUUAACCACUGACUUGUCGUCCCUGAGCGAACAUGAUGGCGAAAAGGAGCAAAACAGGGAGAAGUACAUUUUCUUGAAAGAACUUGUCCAAGCCACCCGAGACCCAGUCGAGCUGAGAAGCCAACUCCUCAACAUCCUUCUCGCCGGACGAGACACCACUGCCGGCCUUCUCGGGUGGACAUUUUUCCAUCUUGUCCGACAACCAAACCUGUUCAAGAAGCUCCGAGACACCGUCAUCGCCCAGUUUGGCACGUAUGAACAUCCCAAGGAUAUCACGUUCGAGUCGCUCAAGGGCUGUACCUACUUGCAGCACAUGAUGAACGAGGUUCUCCGGCUCAACGCGACUGUUCCCAUCAACAGUCGACGAUCCACCAAAGAUACCACGAUACCCAGAGGCGGAGGUCAGGAUGGUACUGCUCCACUCUUCGUUCCCAAGGGCCAGGAGGUCAGUUAUUCAGUCCACAUAAUGCAUCUUCGAGAAGACAUCUGGGGUCCGGACGCUGCCGAAUUCAACCCAGAACGAUGGGUAGGACGGAAGCCAGGCUGGGAGUUUCUACCUUUCAAUGGUGGACCACGAAUAUGCUUGGGACAGCAAUUCGCUCUGACUGAGGCUGGGUAUGUGAUUGUGCGUAUGCUCCAGAGAUUUGACAGGCUUGAGAACCACGAGACGGAUCCAAUCACACGCCACCAAUACAGUGUGACGACUGCGCCUGCUCGAGUCCCACUUCGACUACAUGAAGCUGCGGCUACUCGUUCUGCGGCGGUGCAUUGA